CCCCCCUGCACACAGAUUGGCUCCUGGCCCUCGCUCCUGGCCAAUCAUUACCCUUCCUGACCUUCCCUCUCCACUAAAGGCUUGUGACUCUUCUCGAACCUGCAGCCCAGCAGCUAUGUCUUCACUGUGGAGGAACCUGAAGGCAGCUCGCCCUCUCCUUUCCCCUCAUCUCUCGGGCCUCUCCUCCGCGCGUCCGCGUCCUGCAGCCGCUGCCCAGGCUCCGUGCGUCAAUCCCCGCAGAGGGUUCUCCGAGAAACGCUUCAAUGUUCCGCCCAGCGCCGAGUUCGUGGCGCGGGUGUCGGGGAUCCCCACCAUGGCCAAGCUCCCCUUCCAGGAGACGGCGGACGGGCUGGACGCGGCGUUUGUCGGAGUCCCGAUCGACACCGGGACCUCGAACCGGCCCGGAGCCAGGUUCGGUCCCCGUCACAUCCGGGUGGAGUCGGCCAUGCUGAGGUCGUACAACAGUGGCACCAGGGCGGCGCCUUACGAGUCCCUGAUGGUGGCCGACAUCGGGGACGUCAACGUGAAUGUGUACGACUUGAAGGACACCUGCAAACGCAUCAGGGAGGCGUACAGGAAGAUCCUGGCCACCGGCUGUAUCCCUCUGACGAUGGGUGGCGAUCACACAAUUGCAUAUCCAAUCCUGCAAGCUGUCGCUGAGAGGCACGGCCCGGUGGGUCUGGUCCAUGUGGACGCUCAUGCUGACACCAGUGACGUGGUCCUGGGGGAGAAGAUUGGACACGGGACUCCAUUCAGACGCUGUGUGGAGGAAGGGCUACUGGACUGUAAGAGAGUGGUGCAGAUCGGCCUGCGGGGUUCAGGCUACUCUGCCGACUCGUACGAGUGGAGCCGGGCGCAGGGUUUCCGUGUGGUCCAAGCAGAAGAGUGCUGGUUCAAAUCUCUGGAACCCCUGAUGGCUGAGGUCCGGGCUCAGAUGGGCAGCGGCCCAGUGUACCUCAGUUUCGACAUCGAUGCUCUUGACCCGGGCUUCGCCCCUGGAACAGGAACACCGGAGAUAGCAGGGCUCACUCCCAUCCAGGGAGUUGAGAUUAUCCGAGGCUGUCGUGGUCUCAAUCUUGUCGGAUGUGAUCUAGUGGAGGUGUCACCACCUUAUGACACCACAGGGAACACUGCGCUGACUGGUGCCAACCUCCUCUUUGAAAUGUUGUGUGUCCUCCCAAAAGUUAUAUAUCACUGAUCAGAAUAGACCUCACAGCACAGGACACACAAUCAAGACCUGAAUACCAAAUCCAGUUCUGCUGAAUCAGCUGGUAUCAAAGGGAAAUCCUUCCUUUAAUCAAUAAAAUAAAACUUUUGAUUAUAACCAUCAAUGGGGUGAAUUCAGUAUUGAAAACCAACUGAGAUGUUUUUUUCGUUUAAACUAACUUGCCAAAGAAAUUCAUAUAUACGGCACUAUCAUAAAUCAAUAUAUAUUCACCUUGUUUUUCAAGCUGCUUGUUAACAAAAUGUUUACAUACAAUAUUUACAUCGCACAGUAUCAACAAAUGUAUCACAGUUGUAGGGUUCAUGUCAAGUUUGAUUUAUCAGACCUGGAGCUGCAGAUACACAUAUCUGAUAUUACAUCAAAUACAUUUUGUCUUAAGAAACUAUGAUACAAAGAAAUAUGUAAAGUGCAGUAUUUCAACGCCUGGUGAACUGAAGGAGAUCUGUGUUUCUUAUGGGAACUUUUUUUUUUUUCUUAUAAUUGUUAAGCUCUCACUCAAACUGUGUAAAGUGCCUUGUGAUAAUGUAUGUUAUUAUUUAUAAAUAAAUAUACAAAUCAAAUGGAAUUGAAAAAAACCUUGUCUUAAAUGAAUAAUCUCAUGCUUCUGAGUUAUAGGAGGUAAAAUAAUCAGUAAAUUAUUGAUCUGAUGUCUGUUUACACUUGUGAUGAUGCAUCCUGUGUAUGAUGUCAUAUUCAUGUAAACAUUUGCUACAUGUUUGAUGAAAAUAUAAUUUAUUUAUAAACUGUA
This is a messenger RNA of Hippoglossus stenolepis (Pacific halibut), 1973 nucleotides long. RefSeq names its product agmatine ureohydrolase (agmatinase) (gene agmat). Gene Ontology annotation, molecular function: metal ion binding; agmatinase activity. The record is from RefSeq and is a predicted model, not a curated record. The transcript has 7 exons. NCBI's taxonomy places the organism in Eukaryota, Metazoa, Chordata, Actinopteri, Pleuronectiformes, Pleuronectidae. The coding region runs from base 116 to 1198 and encodes 360 amino acids.